Molecule: messenger RNA, 2938 nt
Organism: Microplitis mediator
Lineage: Eukaryota; Metazoa; Arthropoda; Insecta; Hymenoptera; Braconidae
Product: testis-expressed protein 10 homolog
Exons: 5
Coding region: 162-2027 (621 amino acids)
Cellular component (GO): nucleus; MLL1 complex
Source: RefSeq, a predicted model, not a curated record
GAAAAUAAUCUCGACCCCCACCAGAAACAAAAAUGCUGAGAGGGCUGAGAGUCCACGUGCUGUUGGAACAUUAACCUAAAAUUUUGUUUGAAAAUAGAAACAAAGUAGGAAAUAAAAGUUACCAAGUAAUUUAAUAAAAUAGUGUAGAAAAAUUUAAAAACAUGGGUAAAAAUAAUCGGCAUAAAAAAAAUAUAAAAUCUGAGAAAUCAAAAGUUAAAUUAAAACAAACAAAGGCGAAAUUGUUACCGAAAGGACAAAAUAUAACAGACACAACAUUCAAAGUUAAGAAAAUAAUAAUCAAGGAACAAUUAAAAGAACAUGAACAAUCCGAAAUUCUUAGUCGGAGAAAAUUAAAUGUCAAGGAUUUAUUGGUACGUUUGCACCAUCAUAAUUCAUCAGUACGACAAGAAGCAAUAAAAGAACUAGAAGAAAUUUUAAAAAACAAUCCGUCCGAAAUAUUUAAUGCAAAUUUAAAUAAAAUUCUACAAGGUCUCGGUUCAUUGAUUCUCGAUAAAGAAAAAGAUAUCAGACGUGAUACAUUCAAAACAAUAUCUCUAAUAUUGGGCUCAAUAAAACGUGAACAAUUGGCACCAUUUUCCGAUAUAUUAAUCUCUUACUUAUGUUGCGCAAUGACUCAUAUUUCCCCGCCAAUAAAAGAAGACUCGUUGCAUUUUCUUGACAUCAUUGUUGAUAAAUCCAGUCACUUGAUUGCCAAAAAUUCACAGAAAAUUCUCGACCUUUUCUUGGAUUUCAUUUCUAAAGAUAAGUCUCAAGUAAAUCGUCAGCUGACGACAACAUUCAGCUCAAAAUUGACGUCAGUUAAAUGGAGGAACAAAGUUUUUUAUCGACUGUCUAGUAUUUUUAAUACUAUUAUUGAUGACAUCCGGUUGAGAUACUGCUCAAAAAAUGAUUUAACUGAGGAUAAAAAUAUAAAUAUUGACAAUAAUAUUUAUUACUUACCCAUAUAUAAUUAUAAUUCCAAUUUAUGUCACAUAAAUUUCGACAGUAAUUACAAAGAUAUGAUAAGUAAAAAAUAUAACUAUGAAAUUUUCGAAUUCAUAAAAUAUAUUAACACUUUGAUGCCACUUAUUUUUGAAAGUUGGAUUGAAGUUCGCCCACAGGAAACUUGUGACGAAAACAUUUCCCUGAUUUCUUAUGAAACAAAAGAUUUUUUGAAAGCAAUAACGUCAAUAAUUAAAUUAAUUAUCGAAUUUAUUGAUAUCGUCGAGCCUAAAAUAGAUGAAAAUAUUUCGAAAGAAUUUAGUAGUAAAUUUAUAAAUAAUUUAUCUAGAUAUUUAAUCACCAGUUUUCCUUAUUCCUUCAAAGCCGUCCAAGUUGUGGACAGUAAAAAAAAUAAUUCGAAAAGACAAAACGAUUUUGAGACGACAAUUGGUCAUACUCAUAAUAAAAAUUGUCUUGAAGAAAAUUUAGCGCUCUGUUAUAUUUAUAUGUGGAUGGUUUGUAAUUCUAAUGGCAAAAAUUAUAAAGUAAAUGAGGAAUGCAAAAUAAAUUGUAGAAAAAUAAUUAAAUUUGUCGAUGAUUCAUUAAAUAAUUGGAGCUCGGAUACUUCAACUGCAUCGCAAUUAGUGAAACUUGUACGACUAAUUUUUUUGAAUUGCAGUAAAUUUCUGUACAAGAGUGGAAUUAAUUUAGAAAGUACUUUGCAAGCGACAAUUGCUGCGAGUUUGAAAGAUACCACGCAAGUUAACAUGCAAUUGUUCAAAAUUUUUGGAGAUAUUUUAUUGGACCAAUUCAAUGAACUUCACAAGAACGAAAGUUUUAAAAAAUUUAUUAUUAGCUUACCCGAGCUCUUAUUAAAAGAAAGUAUCCAUGAUGAUAUAAUUAAAAUGAUAAAUCAAGUGGUGCUUAAAUACCGUGAAUAUUUACGCGAUGGACUUGAAAAAAACCAAACAAGCAUUUUAGAUAAUGCUAAAACAAUAAAAAUAAUUGGAUCUCACAAUGAAAGCGAUUCGCGUUUGAUGAUUUGUAAUUUAUUUUAUUUUAUCGAUGGUCAGUUUUAUUAUUAGUUUAUAUAUUUUAUAAAAAUGAUGAAAAAUGAAAUGAUUGCAAAAUUAGCAGGCAGUUAAAAAUUUUCGAAUUUUUUUUUCAACGACUUAAUUUAAAAAAAAAAUAUUAAUAAAAAUAUGCACAUGUAGAAAAUUGAAAAAACUAUAGGUGCAAUUUUUUAAAAUAUUUUUUUUUUCAUAAUUUAUUGUUUAAAAAAAAUCCAAAAAUUAUUGGACGUCGGCUGACUCAGUGUCAUAAAAUAAAUUGAUCCUAAAGUUAGCAGACAAUUAAAAAUUUUUAGAUUUUAUUUUGAACAAUUAAUUUAAAAAAAAAAUAAAAAUAAAAAUAUGCAGAUGUAGAAAAUUAAAAAAACUACUGGUGCAAUUUUUUUAAAUAUUUUUUUUUUAUAAUUUAUUGUUUAAAAAAAAUCCAAAAAUUAUUGGACGUCGGCUGACUCAGUAUCAUAAAAUAAAACCUGUACAUUGUAAAAAUAAAAUAAUAAGAUUUGAAUAAAAUUGAGGAAUAUAAAAACAAGUUGACGCAGUAUAUUAUUCAAUCAAUAGUUAUAGUUUUAUAACAAACGAUUCAAAGUACUUGUAAAAAAGUUACAUUGUAUAAAAAGAAGUUUUAAAUAUUCACCUGACAUCUGCGAAUCCGUUCGUUUAUAAAUUAAUCGAUUUCUGAAAAUUGAAUAAAAGUUUAAAAUUAAGUUGAAGUUUAUAAAGUCAUAUUAUUAUUAUUAUUAUUAUUUUAUUUGAUGGUGAAUUUACUGAAACGACCAGUUCUUUUUAUUUUUUGUUAAAGGAAUCACGGCUUUCCUGGUCUUGUUUAUUGACUUUUCAGAUUAGAUUCAUCGUAUUAAUAAAUACAUGUGGACUAAUAUUAUUAGUACGCACUGUAAUAAAAUACAUUUAUUGAAUAAAAUCAAAGU